AUAAAGACCCUCGCGGGUAGGGGCUCCAGUCUCCCCCCUCCCAGACGGGAUUGAUCAUUAUGACGCAAAGAGCCAAAGCGACGUGGGCUUAUUGGCUCACGCACACCACGCUCCUCGUCGUCGGCGUCGCCGCCACGUCUCACGGCCGCGAGUACUAUGGCGGGACCUUGCACUGGGAGGCAGAAGACUCGACGCCGACUGCAGAAGGCUUCGUGAGAAUUCGCAUCGUGUCCUCCCUGGCGCUGCACUCGACGACGAAGUGUUCGCUGAACGAGACGUGGAGCUGUCCAGCUGGGAGUGCCGAGCUGCAGGUGCAGGGCAGAUACCGCUGUGCCGGGGCCAGUGAGCGCGAUGGCUGGAAAAUGUUGAUGAGCAGCUUCACGAUGUUAACCAACGGUGGCACGGCUGAACACCGGUCUUGCUGUUGGCACAAUGCGUCGCUCAUGAGCGCGACGGAAACGAAACCUCCCCUCGACACUUAUGGGUACUUGCUGGCGUCCAGCAUCGACCCGAGGACCAGGAGCGACACGAACCAGUCCAACAACUCCCCCAAAGCCGCCUUCCCCCCUCUAAUCCGCGUGAACGGCGCCUGCGAGUCCGAGCAGCGCGUUGUGGCGUCUGACGCCGACGGGGACCGCGUGAGGUGCCGCUACGCACGCGGCCCCGAGUGCCCGGACGGCUGCGGCAGCUUCCCGAAUGCUCAACUCUUAGAGGCACGUGUCCUCUCGUCCUCUUGUGGGCGUUUCCCGGUCGGUUUCUUUUGUUUCGAGCCCAUUGUGCGUCGCGCGCAGGCGGCGUGGAGAGAUCUCUGCUGCGGAGAAGGUCCAUUGCUUAAAUAAACACUGCCCGUUUUGUGUAUUGCUUUCCCCCUUUUUUCCCACGUUAACGCUGAAAUGCGCUCUCUAUUGGUGCUGGUACAGCACUGCUGGUGCAGUCAGAUAUAUUUAUUUGCAACGUUAAUGCUGGCAUAAUAAGAAUGCUAUGACGGCAGCGAUUUGUAUGGAUACGGUGACAGAAGGGUAAUGUGUAAACAUAUGAAAUUGCACAUCUCGUGAGAUGCAAACCAGAAGAGUGAUCGGUUGCAUUGUUCUAUGCUCAUCCCAUUGUUUAUGUUUAACCCGAGGCGAUUAUUUCUCUCGCGCUCAUAGUUGUGACUGAACCGGGCGGCCUCGUUAGUCGCCCAAAGCGCGCACCGCUGUAGUCCCAGCGCCGCUUGUUGGUGACGAGCAUUCGC
Messenger RNA from Petromyzon marinus (sea lamprey), 1234 nucleotides. The record is from RefSeq and is a predicted model, not a curated record. Lineage: Eukaryota; Metazoa; Chordata; Hyperoartia; Petromyzontiformes; Petromyzontidae.